GGUUGGUCGAUGGCUCAGUCUCCACAGGCUUGUGUUGGGGCAGCUGAGGAAAGCAGGUGCCACCAGAGAAGAGAGGGCAAAUCAACAGAGUGACCUGGGAGAAAGGGGCCCCCACCUGGGACCCCUGCUCUGGCGACGCUGGAGGCCCCGCUAGGCACCCACCUACUGCAUGUGGCUCUUGGAGAAAGCAGGCUACAGGGUGGGCCCAGCGGAGCCCGGGUCCCGCUGGGCAGCCCGCAGCCUGUGGACUAAACGACGCGCCCCAGAGCUGCCGCUGGCGCGCAUCUGCCCCAACGUGCUCACCCCUGACCGCAUCCCGCAGUUCUUCAUCCCGCCGCGCCUCCGGGAGCCCGACCCCCCGGCCAGCCGCGGGCUCCCCGCCGCCUGCUCGCUGCCACACCUGGCGGGCCGCGAGGGCUGGGCCUUCCUGCCGGAGAGCCCGCACACGCGGCGCCGGGAGUCCCUGCUCCUCGCGCCGCCCGCGCGCCCGGGCCCGGCCCGCCUGCACCUGUCCUCCCCCGACCUGCGCCUGUGCCGCGCGCCUGACAGCGACCCCGCCUCGUCCCCGGACUCGUCGCCCUUCGGCCCGCGGCGCGCUGGUUGCUCUCGCCCCGAAUCCCCGGAAGAUGAGGCGGCGAGCUCGGCUGAGCACAGUCCGUGCGCCCCGCGCCGCGCGCCGCCGCCGCUCUUCCACCUGGACGUGCUGCGCUGCGAGCUGCGGCCCACCAAGGAGAGCGUGCUGCGCCUCGGGCCGAGCGGCGGGCGGCUGCGCCUCUCCGCCGAGUACCAGGCGGGCCCCGGGCGGCUGCGGCUACGCCUGGUAAGCGCCGAGGACCUGCCCCGCGCGCGGCCCGGCCCAGGAAGCGGCGGCGGCGGCUGCUGCGUGGUGCUGGGGCUGCGGCCGCGCGUCCGGCCGCGGGGCCAGCGCAGCCGCGUGGUGCGGUGCAGCGCCAACCUCAUCUUCAACGAGGACUUCUUCUUCGACGGGCUGGGCCCGCCAGACCUGGCGGCGCGCACUCUGAGAGCCAAGGUGCUGGACCGCGGCGCCGGCCUCCGCAGGGACGUGCUGCUGGGCGAGUGCGAGGCGCCGCUGGUGGCUCUGCUGCCGCCCCUGGGGCUGGGGCCAGGGACCUCGCUGACGCCGGCCCACCUCAGCCUCUGACGACCGUCCCAGGCCCCGGGGAACAGAACGGCUGGACACAACAGGCUUUAGCGCCUGACGCACCAGAGGCAGCAAGUUCGAUCCCCAGCACUACCUUAAGCCAAACUAAAAAGACAGUCUUCCUCCCAACGCACUGUUGGGCCUCCAGUCUUCAUUCUCCCCA
This is a messenger RNA of Erinaceus europaeus (western European hedgehog), 1325 nucleotides long. RefSeq names its product C2 calcium dependent domain containing 4D (gene C2CD4D). The coding region runs from base 170 to 1162 and encodes 330 amino acids. The transcript has 2 exons. NCBI's taxonomy places the organism in Eukaryota, Metazoa, Chordata, Mammalia, Eulipotyphla, Erinaceidae. The record is from RefSeq and is a predicted model, not a curated record.